Molecule: messenger RNA, 1218 nt
Organism: Galendromus occidentalis (western predatory mite)
Lineage: Eukaryota; Metazoa; Arthropoda; Arachnida; Mesostigmata; Phytoseiidae
Exons: 1
Coding region: 1-1218 (405 amino acids)
Biological process (GO): regulation of transcription by RNA polymerase II
Cellular component (GO): nucleus
Molecular function (GO): double-stranded DNA binding
Source: RefSeq, a predicted model, not a curated record
AUGGAUUCUUCGUCGAACGAGGGAACCCAUCGAACCAUGAACACUCCGAAAAGCACAGCCAAAAGAUCCCAGCAUGUGACACCGAAAAUGCGACAGGAGGAGUUUCCAGAUGGAAAGUUCCAUGCGUCAGGUGAUCGUCUCUAUUGCAGCUCUUGUAAUAUCGCAGUCGAUCAUAGACGGAAGGAUACAUGCUCGAAGCAUCUUGAGACCGCGACUCAUAAAAAAAAGGAGCGAAGCCACCAGGAGUCCUUGGCAAAAAGAGCGAAACUCCAGGUCAAUUUAGUGGAAGCUUUCGGCCAGAUGAGUCAGGGAGGAAUCGAGAAACAAACGACGCUUGUGAGCCUAGUCGAAGCAUUCUGUGCCGCCAACAUACCCUUACACACUCUUGACAACUCGAAGUUGAGAUCAUUCCUCGAAUCGAAUGUGAAAAACUGUGGUAUCAUUCCGUCGGCUUGUAAUCUACGCCGUAAUUACCUUCCCAGAGCGUUCGAAGCUCAUGUUAAACACUUGAAACAACUACUCGAGGAAACGAGGUCUCUCGCGCUAGUUUGCGACGAGACAACCGAUGCAGAAGAUCGGUACGUAUUGAACGUCUUGGCUAUCCCGUGCUGCACGGAUGUCGCAGAACCCAAGCUGAAAGCGUUUCUCCUGCGAUGCGCCGUUCUCGAACGCACUAAUUACAAGACGGUGAGCGACGCAAUACUGAGAAUCCUCCACGAAUACGAAAUCUCCCCGCUGAGCAUAAGUGCAUUUGUGACCGACAAUGCGACCUAUAUGAGCAAAGCGUGGAAAGAUUCGCUGAAAUCAUUCUUCCUCAAUGGGGUCCACGUAACUUGCACCGCCCACCUCCUAAACUUGGUCUGUGAGGAGUGGGCUCUGUGCUUCAAGGAGGUCAACAAACUGGUGUGUUGUGUGAAGAGAUCUUUCACGGCUUGUCCCUCACGGAAGGCGAGAUUCAAGCAGUUCCUCGAGAGCAAUGGAAAGCCAGAGAAAUUGCCCCCUGUUCCAGUCGUCACCAGAUGGAACAGCUGGUUCGAUGCGGCGCUGUAUCAUGCCGAUCACCUCCAGGAGUACUCGGGCUUUUUCUCUAAAGAAGUCGAGGGAAAUUCAAGCGCUUCGCUUGCGGAGGCAAGAGCUCUGUGCAUGUCGUCCACUGUCGCGUCACAGCUAUCUCAACUGAAAAGUUACGCACCUCAUCUCAGUGGGGACCCUCACUAG